Messenger RNA from Plectropomus leopardus (leopard coralgrouper), 3683 nucleotides. RefSeq names its product glutamate receptor 3. NCBI's taxonomy places the organism in Eukaryota, Metazoa, Chordata, Actinopteri, Perciformes, Serranidae. The record is from RefSeq and is a predicted model, not a curated record. Gene Ontology annotation, biological process: monoatomic ion transport. Gene Ontology annotation, cellular component: membrane. Gene Ontology annotation, molecular function: ligand-gated monoatomic ion channel activity; signaling receptor activity.
GCGACCAUCAUCUAUCCACUGGAUUUCCAUCGCGCCCGGCUUCCAUCCAGAACAUAUGAAUUUGCUCAGACAGACCCUUUUGAGGAGUUGAACAGAUAGGUCGGAGAAAAUGGCACAACGCGUAAUUUUGUUUCUACUGUGGCUCUUUGACAGAUCAUUCGCAGGAUUUCCCAAUCAGAUUAAUAUCGGGGGACUGUUCAUGCGUUCCACGGUGCAGGAGCACAGCGCGUUCAGGUUCGCUGUCCAACUCUACAACACCAACCAAAACACCACUGAAAAGCCUUUCCACCUCAACUACAAUGUCGACAACCUCGAGUCGUCCAACAGCUUUUCAGUCACCCAUGCGUUCUGCUCCCAGUUCUCCCGCGGAGUGUACGCAAUCUUCGGAUUCUACGACAAGAAGUCCAUGAACACCUUGACCUCUUUCUGCGGCGCCCUGCACACCUCCUUUGUCACACCCAGUUACCCCACCGAUAAUGAGGUGCAGUUUGUCAUCCAGAUGCGCCCCGCCCUCCGGGGUGCUGUUCUCAGCCUGCUCUCUCACUACAAGUGGCAGAAGUUUGUCUACCUCUACGACACCGACCGAGGUUUCUCUAUACUGCAGGCCAUCAUGGAGGCAGCAGUGGCUAACAACUGGCAGGUGACCGCUCGCUCUGUUAGUGGCACAACAGACGCAGCAGAGUUCAAGCGCAUCAUUGAGGAGAUGGACAGGAGGCAAGAGAAGCGCUUUGUGAUUGACUGUGAGGUGGACAGGAUCAACACCAUACUAGAACAGGUUGUGACCCUGGGAAAGAACAGCCGUGGUUACCACUACAUUCUGGCCAAUCUUGGAUUUACUAAUGUAAGCUUGGACAGUUUCGCUGGUGGAGCCAACAUCUCAGGGUUUCAGAUAGUCAACCCUGAGAACCCGAUUGUGCAGCAGUUUAUGCAGCGCUGGGAGCGGCUAGAUGAAAGAGAAUUCCCAGAAGCCCGCAACACUCCUCUGAAGUAUACUUCAGCUCUGACCCAUGAUGCCAUUCUGGUGAUAGCAGAGGCCUUCAGGUACCUGCGGCGCCAGCGUGUGGACGUCUCUCGCCGGGGAAGCGCUGGAGACUGUCUAGCCAAUCCCGCUGUACCUUGGAGCCAAGGCAUCGACAUCGAGAGAGCUCUCAAAACGGUCCAAGUGCAGGGUAUGACUGGGAACAUCCAGUUUGACAACUACGGCCGCAGGACCAACUACACCAUAGAUGUUUAUGAGAUGAAAACAGGGGGGCCGAGGAAGAUUGGGUACUGGAACGAGUACGCGCGAUUUGUAAAUAUUAUGGACCCGCAGGUCUCCAACGACUCCUCAGUGGAAAACCGAACGAUUGUGGUCACUACUAUUAUGGAAGCUCCUUAUGUGAUGUACAAGAAAAAUUAUAUGCAUCUGGAUGGGAAUGACAGAUAUGAAGGCUACUGCGUCGAUUUAGCAUCUGAGAUUGCCAAACAUGUUGGAAUUAAGUACAAACUGUCUAUAGUAAUGGAUGGGAAGUACGGAGCCCGAGACCCCGAGACCAAGACGUGGAACGGGAUGGUGGGUGAACUGGUCUAUGGGAGGGCAGAUAUAGCUGUUGCACCUCUCACCAUUACUCUGGUUCGAGAGGAGGUGAUAGACUUUUCCAAGCCCUUUAUGAGCUUGGGCAUCUCCAUUAUGAUAAAGAAGCCGCAAAAGUCCAAGCCUGGCGUUUUCUCCUUCCUGGACCCGCUGGCCUAUGAGAUCUGGAUGUGUAUAGUGUUUGCCUAUAUUGGGGUGAGCGUGGUCCUGUUCCUGGUCAGUCGGUUCAGUCCUUACGAGUGGAACCUCGAGGAACAGGAUGAGACCAAAGACCCCCAGACGCCCCCUGAUCCUCCCAAUGACUUUGGCAUCUUCAAUUCUUUGUGGUUCUCACUGGGCGCCUUCAUGCAGCAGGGCUGCGACAUCUCCCCCAGGUCUCUCUCGGGCCGUAUCGUCGGUGGUGUGUGGUGGUUCUUCACCCUCAUCAUCAUCUCCUCCUACACAGCCAACCUGGCUGCCUUCUUGACAGUGGAGAGGAUGGUCUCUCCUAUAGAAAGUGCCGAAGAUUUAGCCAAGCAGACAGAGAUAGCAUAUGGCACUCUGGACUCAGGCUCCACAAAGGAGUUUUUUAGGCGAUCCAAAAUAGCGGUGUAUGAGAAGAUGUGGUCAUACAUGAAAUCCGCUGAGCCCUCAGUGUUUGUUAAGACCACGCCCGAUGGCGUAGCCCGGGUACGAAAGUCAAAGGGCAAGUUCGCCUUUCUCCUCGAGUCCACCAUGAAUGAGUACAUCGAGCAGCGGAAGCCCUGCGACACCAUGAAAGUGGGCGGGAACCUCGACUCAAAAGGAUACGGUGUGGCGACGCCCAAAGGCUCAGCAUUAAGAAAUGCUGUUAACCUGGCAGUUUUAAAACUGAAUGAGCAAGGCCUCUUGGACAAAUUGAAAAACAAAUGGUGGUACGACAAGGGAGAGUGCGGCAGCGGGGGAGGUGACUCCAAGGACAAGACAAGUGCUCUCAGCCUAAGCAAUGUGGCUGGUGUCUUCUAUAUUCUGGUUGGAGGGCUGGGGCUGGCCAUGAUGGUGGCUCUGAUAGAGUUCUGUUAUAAAUCACGGCAAGAAACCAAACGGCUGAAAUUGGCCAAGAAUGCCCAGAAUUUUAAGCCGGCUCCCCCGACCAACACCCAGAACUUUGCCACAUACAGAGAAGGCUACAACGUAUACGGAACCGAGAGCGUUAAGAUCUAGAGGUUUAGGAAACAUUUCCAUUGUCCCUUACAACUGUGACUGAACAUCUAUGAAAGGACAGGAUCACGGGGAUUGAGCUCCAAGCCAAAUCCUCUCGGGCGGACACGGCACGAUAAUCUGCAAUGACGACACGACUGGACUGGUCACGGGAAGAGCCGAUGCGGUUCCCUCCUCUCAGUGCCUUAUGGAACUCUGAGUCCAAUCAAUGCAACUCAUUCACAAUGAUAUUGCUUUUUGCUUCAAACUCAUACAAAACAGAAGAAUGGUGCAGUGAUUGAAAUAUAUAGAUAUAUAUAUAUAUGUAAAACAUUUGACGUUACAAUGAAUGAGAGAACUAAAGCCAUCCUUUGCAACCCUAAGCACACUUUGAAGUGCCAGAGAGACGAUGAAUCUUACAUGACAAGUGUCUAAUUGGUUUCUUGUAAUCAAUAUGAUCCGAUUACUCUUCAUCCUUCUGCUGCCAGAUUUUCACUGGUUAUAUGUGUUCAGAUAAUUUUAUUAGAUCUAUUCAGUGCACUGUAAGACACUGGUUAUUAGACUAUAGCUUUUAUACUACUGUAAGUCACUAAUACUGACCUUGUACUUGUUUUAAAAGACAGAUUGAUCUUAUUGGAGGUAAACGCCAUUCAGCCCAAAACAAUUACGAGUGUGUUGUUUGUACUCUAAACACUGGUGCUGCUGCCACUGUCUUCUGAACGUUUGAUGGGACUAAUAAAGAUGAGAAGAUGAUCUGGUUUGGCUUCUACGCACUCCAGAACCAGUUCAUAAUUCGCACUUCCAAUACUGCCAAGAGUGUGUUUUGUAUGACAAAGGAGUGUAUAACGCAAAGUGUUCAUGCUUGAGUAAAAAAAAAAAAAAAUCUGUUUGUGAACUACAGUUUGUAAAAUAUCAAAGGAGCUCUGACUCGCUGAGGUUCAACGCUCCAAAG